Messenger RNA from Salvia splendens (bonfire salvia), 2613 nucleotides. RefSeq lists its product as uncharacterized. The coding region runs from base 520 to 2382 and encodes 620 amino acids. Lineage: Eukaryota; Viridiplantae; Streptophyta; Magnoliopsida; Lamiales; Lamiaceae. The transcript is spliced from 12 exons. The record is from RefSeq and is a predicted model, not a curated record.
GAAGAAACCUUCUUUAAGUUUAAAAAUCCCUUUUCCUCAGCACUGAUUAUGAGAAAUCCCAUCUGCCCAAAAUUAAAAAAGAAGCCGACACCUCUCCUAUACAUAAAAAUAACUUCUAAUUCGUUCCAUUUUAAAUUAGUUUAAUAAGUUUAUGAGCAGAUUCUCUGACUGUAGCUGAACAAUAUCAUCGUUUUAUUCUGCUCUGUGUCUUUCAAUUCGUUAAGUUCAAGAAAUCGCGGUGUUGAUGUUAGAGCAGCCUCCCUCCAAAUCAGCUAAAGCUGUCUCCUUCUCUCCCAGUUUCCCUUUUUUUUCUGUUUGAGAUCUGCAACUCUUGCUGCAUUCAAUUUCUCAAAAGUUUCCAACUGGGCCUUCUCCAAUUCUGCUUCUGGCUGUCAUUGAAUUUGCAGUGGUCAAAUUUGGUUUCAAUCUGACUAUUCAAGGAAAAACCAAGAAUAUUAUUUCAUUAGUUGCUAAAACUUAGUUGGUGAUUCCUUGCUUUCUUGUGGGAUAUGCGAAAAUAUGGAUGGGGAAGGCCGUAUCUCGGAUUACAGAAGCCGGUUGGACAAGACACUGACAUCACCUGAACUUAUGAAUGAAGAAAUGGUUCAUAUCCUUGUGAAGAAUCAAAUUUUACAGACAAUAGAUUCUCAAGCAGGAGAAUACACUGACUGUGCGAUUGAAAGAAGAAGCAACGAAGUGUUUAAGUUCCUCUGUGAGCUAAGGAGUGCUUCCACAAACGAUUCGAACAACAAAUGGAAAGUAAAACAAGACACUGAGGAAUUACGAGUUAUGUAUCGAGAAGGACCAGAGGGAACCCCCUUUCAUACACUACUUGCUGAGGGCUAUGUGGAUGGGCCAGUUGAUGUUUGUCUAUGCAUUUCGUCAGACGCUGACCUUUACAAGAAAUGGUGGCCUCAAAUCACAGUUCCUACUUUCAAAGUUGCUGUAUCUCAUCGUGUCCAGAGAGUUAUAGAUGGCGAACAGACAGCAAUAGUGAGGAUGAAGCUUUCAUGGCCAAUGUCAGGCAGAGAAGUUAUAGUACAUUAUUUUACAUUUGAGUACUUCAAAGACGGCCUUGUCGUGGUGAUUCUUAACUCGAUCUCUGACUCGGAGACCAUCGAGAGAAGCACCCACGGUUUCACCAGAGAUGGGAUGCCCGAUGCAGAGGGUGUCGUGAGAAUGGAUCUCUACGGAGGUUUUGCUCUAAAAAAAAUCACUGCUGAUAGAAGCUUCUUUAGAACGAUAGCGAAUCUUGAUAUCAAACUCGACUUUGUCCCUCCUGCAUUCAUCAAUUUUGUCGCCAGGCAGCUCGUAGGCAGCGGUUUCAAGCUCUAUAAAAAGCAAGUUGCUUCUGCGAAAGGCAACAUAGAAGUUCAGGAGGCUUUAAAAGAUCCACUCUAUGCUCGUGUACGUGAGGCUCUCUAUAAAGACGACGCGUCUCUUGCUUCGCGGGUCUUGGAGAGCACACACACCAAUCUUGAACAACAAAACAGUGAAUCAUUCCAAGAUAACAACUCCACUAAGGAAGACAACACUUUUGAAGAACGCAACACGGAUCCCAACGCCACGGGUGCAGAUGCAAGAGACAACGAAGUUGUAAAUGAAAUCGAGGAGUUCAAGGGAAAAAGCUCGGAACUGCACGCUAGUUUAGCUGAGGAGAUCACAGUAGUGGCUAGGACAGACUUGGAAGUUACCAAGACCGAGGAUCCCAAAGCCAUGGAUGCAAUUGCAAAUGACAACAAAGUUCUCAAUGAAAUCAAGAAGUUUGAGGAGAGAGGAUUGGAACUCCAUGAUAAAGUAGCCGAGGAGAUCACGGUAGAGGUUAGGACAGACACAAUGGAAGUCAGCACGACUGAGGUGGAACAAGGCCAUGAAAUAACGGAACAUUUUACAUGUAAUGUACAAACGAAGGUUAGCAUCAGCCCCGAGGUUCAAAGAGCUUUAGGAACACUGGAAAAGGCCAUUUCCAUAUUCCGGGAAUACAACAGUAGCCCUGUUCAUGUCCUCAACAACGGAGAUGUGCUGAGCUCGGAGAAUGAUGCUGCGACAGAAUCUAUUUCGUGGGAAGCUGACGAAAUAAGGAAAAGGAAUCAAGCUUGCGUCAAAUCAUCAAAACUAAGAUCAGCACAAGUAGCUGUCCAAAAUGCCAGAAGCAGCUCUGACAACCUUAAUUCAAGGCGGUCCAACUCCAGCACGAGGGAAACAAACCAGAGCAAGAUUGCACCGGAUGAAGAUGGCACGAGGCUGUCUCACAAUCAGAGAAACGUGUCAAUAGAUUCCGAGAGCACAAAAGGAGAUAAUAUGGUGACUGAAGAAGGAAACAGAAUGAAAGGGGGGGAGAAUAAGAAAUUGAGGUUUUGUUGCUUAAGUUUCGGUUCUUGAUAGCUAGUGAACUACUGCAGGAGUUACGAAAACUCGAGCUCUUAUAGGUUUAUGUACAUUGUUGGCUAUCGAUUUUUUCUGCAGCUGCAGCAUUUUCACAAGAAUAGUGAGGCUAGGGAAGAAGCUUUGGCUGUUUCAUUCAAGAUUGUGUAAUUUUAUGUCUAGUUUAGUUUUAAAAUCCUAACCUCAGCACGCAGGCAGAAGAUAAUAAAGAGCACUUUUUUCUUUCUA